Molecule: messenger RNA, 4761 nt
Organism: Arabidopsis lyrata subsp. lyrata
Lineage: Eukaryota; Viridiplantae; Streptophyta; Magnoliopsida; Brassicales; Brassicaceae
Product: disease resistance protein RRS1
Biological process (GO): regulation of DNA-templated transcription; signal transduction; defense response
Molecular function (GO): DNA-binding transcription factor activity; sequence-specific DNA binding; ADP binding
Source: RefSeq, a predicted model, not a curated record
CGGCAUUCCGGCGAAAUCUAAGGUUCGUUCAAAGUGUCAAAGCGCGAAAUCAUGACCAAUUGUGAAAAGGCUGAGGAAUUAGUCUGCAUCAGCUGCGUAGACGAGGUACGGUACUCUUUCGUGAGCCACCUCUCCGAAGCUCUCCGCCGAAAAGGCAUAAAUAAUGUGGUCAUAGAGGUAGAAGGCGAUGAUCUGCUUUCCAAGGAGUCUGAGGCAAAGAUCGAGAAAGCUAGGGUUUCUGUGAUGAUUUUAUCCAGAAUCUGUGAGCCCACUAGAGCAUGCCACAAGUUCGAGAAGGUUCGCGAGUGCCAGAGGAACAAGAACCAGGUGGUGGUUCCAGUAUUGUACGGUGAGAGUCCAUCAUUGCUCGACUGGAUUAGCGUGCUGGAUUUGAAAGACUUAUCAGCAAUUCACCAUUCCAGAAUGGAAUGUAGUGACUCCAAACUAGUACAAGAGAUUGUGAGAGAUGUGUACGAGAAGCUCUUUUAUAAGGGACGAAUUGGAAUCUAUUCGAAGCUGCUGGAGAUUGAAAACAUGGUUAACAAGCAACCGAUAGGCAUCCGUUGUGUUGGAAUUUGGGGUAUGCCUGGCAUAGGAAAGACAACACUUGCUAAAGCAGUCUUUGACCAAAUGUCUAGCGCCUUUGAUGCUUCUUGCUUUAUCGAGGACUAUGACAAAGCUUUUCAUGAGAAGGGUCUUUAUUGUUUGCUGGAGGAACAACUUUUCAAAGAAAACCCGGGCAAUGACGCAACCAUUAUGAAACUGAGCUCGCUCAGAGACAGAUUGAACAGUAAGAGAGUUCUUGUUGUUCUCGAUGAUGUGCGCAAUGCUCUGGUUGCAGAGUCUUUUCUCGAGGGGUUUGACUGGCUAGGACCCGGAAGCUUGAUCAUCAUAACGUCUAGAGAUAAACAGGUGUUUCGCCUUUGCGGAAUCAAUCAAAUAUAUGAGGUCCAGGGUUUAAAUGAGAAAGAAGCUCUUCAACUCUUCUUGCUGUGCGCGUCUAUGGGAGAGCAGAAUCUCCACGAGUUGUCAAUGAAAGUAGUAAAUUAUGCUAAUGGAAAUCCGUUAGCUAUCAGUGUUUAUGGAAGAGAGCUGAAAGGUAAGAAAAAACUCUCAGAAAUGGAGACGGCAUUCCUCAAACUCAAGCGACGUCCUCCGUUUAAAAUUUUCGAUGCAUUUAAAAGCAGCUACGACUCACUCUGUGACAACGAGAAGAACAUUUUUCUGGACAUAGCUUGUUUCUUCCAGGGAGAAAAUGUCAACUACGUGAUACAACUGCUUGAGGGUUGUGGUUUCUUUCCACAUGUUGAAAUUGAUGUCCUUGUUGAGAAGUGUCUGGUGACUAUUUCAGAAAACCGAGUUUGGCUGCAUAAUCUGACCCAGGAUGUCGGGCGAGAAAUAAUAAAUGGAGAAACAGUACAGAUCGAGAGGCGCAGAAGACUGUGGGAACCUUGGAGCAUCAAAUAUUUAUUAGAAUAUAAUGAACACAAAGCCUGUGGAGAACCUAAAACAACCUUCAAACGUACUCAGGGCUCUGACGAGAUCGAAGGCAUGUUUCUAGACACAUCAAACUUAAGAUUUGAUGUGCAGCCCUCUGCCUUUAAGAAUAUGUUGAACCUUAAAUUGCUCAAGAUUUACUGUUCCAAUCCUGAAGUCCAUCCUGUAAUCAAUUUCCCAAAAGGCUCUCUGCAUUCUCUUCCUAAUGAGCUAAGACUCCUCCAUUGGGAGAACUAUCCUCUGCAAUCUUUGCCUCAAAGUUUUGAUCCUUGGCACCUUGUCGAAAUCAACAUGCCGUACAGUCAACUUCAAAAACUUUGGGGUGGAACCAAGAACCUGGAGAUGUUGAGGACGAUCAGGCUUUGCCAUUCCCAGCAUCUAGUUGAUAUCGAUGAUCUCUUUAAAGCUCAAAAUCUUGAGGUAAUUGAUCUCCAAGGUUGUACAAGACUGCAGAAUUUCCCAGCCGCAGGUCAAUUGCUGCGUCUACGAGUUGUAAAUCUCUCAGGUUGCAUAGAGAUUAAAAGUGUCCUAGAGAUGCCACCAAAUAUUGAGACACUACAUCUACAGGGAACUGGCAUAUUAGCAUUUCCAGUUUCCACUGUUAAGCCAAACCGCAGAGAGCUUGUGAAUUUUCUAACAGAAAUUCCGGGUCUUUCAGAGGCCUUGAAACUUGAGCGUUUAACAAGUCUGCUGGAAUCUAGCUCAUCUUGUCAAGAUCUUGGGAAGCUUAUUUGCUUGGAGUUGAAAGAUUGUUCUUGUUUGCAGAGUCUGCCAAACAUGGCUAAUUUAGAUCUUCUUAAUCUUCUUGAUCUCUCGGGUUGCUCAAGGCUCAAUUCUAUUCAGGGUUUCCCUCGGUUUCUGAAAAAGUUAUAUCUUGGUGGCACUGCAAUAAAAGAAGUGCCACAACUUCCUCAAAGUCUAGAACUCUUGAAUGCACGUGGAUCUUGUUUGCGAAGUCUGCCAAACAUGGCUAAUUUAGAAUUUCUCAAAGUUCUUGAUCUCUCUGGUUGCUCAGAGCUCGAGACUAUUCAGGGUUUUCCUCGGAACCUGAAAGAGUUAUAUUUUGCUGGCACUACGUUAAGAGAAGUGCCCGAACUUCCUUUAAGCCUAGAGCUCUUGAAUGCACAUGGUUCGGACUCGGAGAAGCUUCCUAUGCAUUACACAUUCAGCAAUUUUUUUGAUCUAUCUCCACAAGUGGUCAACGAUUUUUUGGUGAAAGCGCUGACUUAUGUAAAACACAUACCAAGAGAGUAUACGCAGGAACUCAACAAUGCUCCGACUUUCAGCUUCAGUGCGCCCUCACAUAAAAAUCAAAACACCACAUUUGGUCUGCAACCAGGAUCUUCUGUAAUUACACGACUAAAUACUUCAUGGAGGAACACGCUUGUGGGAUUUGGUAUGCUGGUGGAAGUUGCAUCUUCCGAGGACUACUGUGAUGCUACAGGUUUUGGCAUAAGUUGUGUUUGCAGAUGGAGCAACAAAGAAGGCCGCUCUUGUAGGAUAGAAAGAAAUUUUCAUUGUUGGGCUCCAGCGAAAGUUGUUUCAAAAGUUCGAAAGGAUCAUACUUUUGUCUUUUGUGAUGUCAACAUGUUCCCAAGUACCGGUGAAGGAAAUGACCCUGAUAUCUGGGCUGGCUUAGUUGUAUUUGAGUUCUUUCCUAUCAAUCAGCAGACAAAGUGUCUAGAUGAUCGGUUCAUAGUGACAAGAUGUGGAGUCCGUGUAAUAAAUGUUGCAACUGGCAAUACAAGUCUUGAGAACAUAUCACUAGUUUUGUCCUUGGAUCCGGUAGAGGUUUCUGGUUAUGAAGCAGUUAAAGAAGUAUUGAGAGUCAGCUAUGAUGAUUUACAGGAGAUGGAUAAAGUUCUAUUUCUUUACAUAUCGUCUUUGUUCAAUGACGAGGAUGUUGAUUUGGUGGCACCACUUAUUGCCGGCAUUGACUUGGAUGUUAGCUCUGGACUCAAGGUUUUAGCCGAUGUGUCUCUCAUAAGUAUAUCAUCCAAUGGGGAAAUAGUGAUGCAUUGUUUGGUACGACAAAUGGGUAAAGAAAUCCUCCAUGAACAAUCCAUGCUGCUAUCUGAUUGUGAGAGUUCCAUGACCGAGAAUUUGUCUGACUUACCAAAAAAGAAGAAGAGCAAGGCAAAGAAAGUGGUUUGCAUACCGGCUACAGACGAGGCAGAUCUAUGGACUUGGCGAAAGUACGGUCAAAAAUACAUCUUAGGUUCUAAUUUUCCAAGGAGUUACUACAGGUGCACUUACCGGUUCACGCAAGGUUGUUUAGCUACGAAACAAGUCCAACGUAGCGACACCAAUUCAAACAUGUUCGCUAUUACUUACAUCUCUGAGCAUAACCAUCCACGGCCAACUAAACGCAAGGUUCUCGACGGCUCCACUCGUUCCACUUCCUCCUCCAACUACUCAGCAACUUUUGCCUCAUCUAGAGUCCCCCAAAACAAAGACAACCCAAAUAAACCCCACUUGCCUUCCUCCUCCACUCCUCCUGGGAAUGCGGCUGUCGUGUUUAAAGAGAAGGACAUGGAGGAGUGUCAGGACAAUAUGGAGCUUGAUAAUGACGUUGAAAAUACACGUACACUGGCAUUGUUCCCAGAGUUUCAACUUCAGCCGGAGGAAGAAGACCCAUGGUCAUUCCCCUCCCACAUUAGUGGUAUAUAUGACCUGAGCCCGCCCCAGCAGUAGUGGUAUCAUGUUUUUCCUCUUCUCCCUCUGUAUGUGGCCGUCGAGGAUUGUGACCAGUAACUUGUUUGCGAGAUCUAUAAUUCACUGACGAAUCACUAGCAUCGGGAUCUCCCAAAUUUUAGUAAAUUCCUAACAAAAUACCCAUCUUUGGCUAAUAAUACACACAAAAAGGUACAAGAAACGCGACGGAGUCAACGUGUUCGCAGAUGCGUUGACUGAUGGAGAUUUCAAGGGGAUUGAGGAUUGCGCUUUUAGUCUUCUCAAACAGGUACACUGAAUCGAGACUAUGUUAGAUGAGCUUGUGAAGAUUAGAGAAGGAAUGAAGGAAGGUAAAUUCAUGGUGAUUCGGAUCUUCUACAAGUUGGUCUUAACUUGUUGAAUCCUGCAAUGCGUGAUUUUGAGUCUAAACACCUCAAGAUUUGGAAGGAAGCUUUGGAUUCGGUUACGUGUAUGAUGGGGUUUGAGUUGCAUAACAAAGGGUAGAAGAUUCUACUCUACAUCAAUAUGUUGUAAAACAAAUGGAACAUUGUGGAAAUGUGUUAGUAUGUAUAAGAAAGAAAUUAGAGCAAA